AUGCACAUCUACAUCCACUACAUCUGCAUGCACAUCUACAUCUGCUACCCCUCCAUGCACAUCUACAUCUGCUACCUCUGCAUGCACUACUACAUCUGCUACCUCUCCAUGCACAUCUACAUCCGCUACCCCUCCAUGCACAUCUACAUCCGCUACCUAUGCAUGCACAUCUACAUCCACUACCUCUCCAUGCACAUCUACAUCCGCUACCUCUGCAAGCACUACUACAUCUGCUACCUCUCCAUGCACAUCUACAUCCGCUACCCCUCCAUGCAUAUCUACAUCUGCUACUUCCCCAUGCACAUGUACAUCUGCUACUUCUCCAUGCACAUGUACAUCCUCUACCUCUACAUGCAUAUCUACAUCUGCUACCUCUCCAUGCACAUGUACAUCUGCUACCUCUCCAUGCACAUGUAUAUCCAUCCACACCUCUGCAUGGAUAUCUACAUCUGCUACUCUCUGCAUCACUACUACAUCUGCUACUUCUCCAUGCACAUGUACAUCCUCUACCUCUGCAUGCAUAUCUACAUCUGCUACCUCUCCAUGCACAUCUGCAUCCGCUACCUCUCCAUGCACAUCUACAUCUGCUACCUCUCCAUGCACAUCUACAUCUGCUACCUCUCCAUGCGCAUGUACAUCCUCUACCUCUGCAUGCAUAUCUACAUCUGCUACCUCUGCAUGCACUACUACAUCUGCUACCUCUCCAUGCACAUUUACAUCUGCUACCUCUGCAUGCACUUCUACAUCUGCUACCUCUCCAUGCACAUCUACAUCUGCUACCUCUCCAUGCACAUCUACAUCCGCUACCUCUGCAUGCACAUCUACAUCCGCUACCAUUCCAUGCACAUCUACAUCCGCUACCUCUGCCUGCAUAUCUACAUCUGCUACCUCUGCAUGCACAUCUACAUCCACUACCUCUGCAUGCAUAUCUACAUCUGCUACUUCUCCAUGCACAUGUACAUUGUCUACCUCUGCAUGCACAUCUACAUCCGCUACCUCUGCAAGCACUACUACAUCUGCUUCUUCUCCAUGCACAUGUACAUCCUCUACCUCUGCAUGCAUAUCUACAUCUGCUACCUCUCCAUGCACAUCUGCAUCCGCUAUCUCUCCAUGCACAUCUACAUCUGCUACCUCUCCAUGCACAUCUACAUCUCUACCUUCUGCAUGCACAUCUACAUCCAUACCUUCCUUUCACUACUACAUCUGCUUCUUCUCCAUGCACUGUACAUCCUCUACCUCUGCAUGCACAUCUACAUCUGCUACCUCUCCAUGCACAUCUACAUCUGCUACCUCUCCAUGCGCAUGUACAUCCUCUACCUCUGCAUGCAUAUCUACAUCUGCUACCUCUGCAUGCACUACUACAUCUGCUACCUCUCCAUGCACAUCUACAUCUGCUACCUCUGCAUGCACUUCUACAUCUGCUACCUCUCCAUGCACAUCUACAUCUGCUACCUCUGCAUGCACUACUUCAUCUGCUACCUCUGCAUGCACAUCUACAUCUCUUACCUCUCCAUGCACAUCUACAUCUGCUACCUCUGCAUGUACACCUACAUCUGCUACCUCUCCAUGCACAUCUACAUCUGCUACCUCUCCAUGCACAUGUGCAUCCUCUACCUCUCCAUGCACUACUACAUCUGCUACCUCUGCAUGCACAUCUACAUCUGCUAA
Molecule: messenger RNA, 1668 nt
Organism: Haliotis rubra (blacklip abalone)
Lineage: Eukaryota; Metazoa; Mollusca; Gastropoda; Lepetellida; Haliotidae
Product: NADH-ubiquinone oxidoreductase chain 5-like
Exons: 3
Coding region: 1-1668 (555 amino acids)
Source: RefSeq, a predicted model, not a curated record